Messenger RNA from Tympanuchus pallidicinctus (lesser prairie-chicken), 2950 nucleotides. RefSeq names its product microcephalin 1 (gene MCPH1). The transcript has 13 exons. NCBI's taxonomy places the organism in Eukaryota, Metazoa, Chordata, Aves, Galliformes, Phasianidae. The record is from RefSeq and is a predicted model, not a curated record. Gene Ontology annotation, biological process: mitotic cell cycle. The coding region runs from base 121 to 1776 and encodes 551 amino acids.
UCCAGCCGUAGGCGGUGACCCGGCGGCACCGCGCAGGCGCGGCAGAGCCAGGCAGCACCGCGCAGGCGCCGCGGAGCCGCGCGGAGGAAGUUUGAACGGUGGCGGGUACCGGAGCCGCUGAUGGAGUCCGUGCUGAAAGGUAUAUGUGCAUUUGUAGAGGUUUGGUCAUCGAGCAGAACAGAAAAUUACUCGAAAGCCUUUGAGCAGCAACUUCUUGAUAUGGGAGCAAAAGUUUCAAAAACUUUCAACAAGCGGGUCACACAUGUAGUCUUCAAAGAUGGACAUUCAACUACAUGGAGAAAAGCACAGAGCACCGGUGUAAAGAUUGUUUCUGUACUCUGGGUGGAGAAAUGUCGAGAGACUGGAGUACGUGUUGAUGAAUCUAUGUUUCCUGCAGUAUACAAUAAUGAGGGCUUACCACUAAAACACAAAUGUAUGCAGCCAAAGGACUUUGUUGAGAAAACUCCAGAAAAUGAUAGAAAACUGCAGAGAAGACUGGACCAGAUGGCUAAGGAAUUAGCUCAACAAAGGAUAGGAAUUAAUGCAGAAACUGAUAUACCGGUUUUACUGUUUGAAGAUGAUGGUUCACUUGUGUAUAGCCCUGUUUCUAAAAUAAGAAAUCAAUGCAGUGAAAUGGAACGAAGAAUAAAUGAGAUGAAGGAGAAAAGAGAAAAUCUAUCUCCUACAGCUUCCCAAAAGUUUCAAGCACCUCUAUGUUGCUCACAAGGAGACUGCCCAUUGUCUACCUCUGUAACUAACUCAGAAGACACGUUAUUGCAAGGAGAAAAAAAGAAAGACUGCUUAAACUCAAGCUGUGAUGACUUUUUCGGAACUAUUACAUCAAAGAGACAGAAAAAAGACGUAGAAAACAUCUGCGAUACUCAGACUCAUACUCACGUUUCUAUGAGUGCUUCAGUGAAUUCUCCCUCAUGUGGCUGUGACCAGAAGAGCUUAAUCCAGAAGCAAUCUAGCAGAAGAACUUUAGGUGAUGAAAAUUGUGUGUCAGAGUAUGAUGUUACUUAUGGUUCUUGCAAAGUUUUUAAUGAACAAAAAAAUAAGCACAAAGGGAUGGUAAGAAAAAACAGAAGACUCCAAAAGCCAACAAGGACACUAGUCAUGACGAGCAUGUCUUCUGAGAAACAAAGUGUAGUAAUUCAGGUGGUGAAUAAACUGGGAGACUUCAUGUUCUCAGACGAUGUAUGUGAAACAACAAGCCAUGUAGUUACAGGGAGUCCUCGUCGUACCUUGAAUGUUAUGCUGGGAAUUGCUCGUGGGUGUUGGAUUGUUUCUUAUGAAUGGGUUCUGUGUUCUUUGGAAUUUGGGCACUGGAUCUCGGAGGAACCAUAUGAACUUUCUUCCAACUUCCCAGCUGCUCCUAUCUGCAGGCUGCAGCGUCACCUAUCAGCAGGAAACUACCAGCUGAGUCUGUUCUCAAACCAGCCUGUGAUGUUUGUAUCUCCCACCAGCCAGCCACCCUGCAAAAAGCUGAUGGAGCUUAUAGAGCUGUCAGGAGGAAAAAUAUGUAAGGCCCUACGUCAGGCAAAAAUCUGCAUAGGAAAAUACCCAGGGAAGAAGUACCAGGAAAUAAAAUGUUUAUCAGAAAAAUGGAUUUUAGGUAAGAUGGAAUCACAGAAUCGCAGAAUGGCCCAGGUUGGAAGGGACCUCAAGGAUCAUGAAUCUCCAGCCCCCCUCCACAGGCAGGGCCACCAACCUCCCCAUUUAAUGCUAGACCAGGCUGCACUAUCCUUCAUAUACGCUAGACUUCAACACAUAUAAAACAUUCGGGGAUAUGUAUUCAAAAAUUGGCUGUAAAGAGUUUACUAAACAGAGGUUUUGGAGAGAAGGAAGCGAAAGCACUGUUACCAGCAGGCUCCCAGGAAGACUGUCUGCGUGGCGAGGACUUUCUGUUAAAACUAACACUACUUUAUGAUGAUCCUGCUAAACACCAUUGUAAUUUUACCAAGAAACAAUUUAAUCCAAAGAUUUUCAAAUUUAUCUUGUAUGUGACUGCUUCAUUUAGAACAAACUAGAAAUGGGAAAACUCCGUGCAGAAUUACUUUAAAAGGCACAUAUGCCGAUGAGCUGCAUGGAGCUGGAUGGGCCAAGCUGAGCCCAUCGGGGGAGCUGAAAAACUGUGUAUCCCUGUGUAUGCAGGGAGUCUCACACAUCAGAUAAAGGACUGAAUUCUUUGUGCCUUUCACAGAUUUCUCAGAUUCUGUUGCAUUCUGACAUGUGCUCUGUAUAAUUGCUGUAUUCUGCCCACGCAGACGGAUUUGACACGAUCAAUCUGCUGAACUUGUAAAACAUAAGUGUUUCUAUAUAAUACCUUACCAGGUACAGGUCCUUGAAACCUAGCCCCUUUCUCAGUAACAUAAUCAUAGAAUAAUAAAAGCAAUGACAGCCUGUCCCUACAAAUUGUCAUCUUAAUCAAAUAAAUCAAGCCAAAUCUGAAGUUUUGUCUUAUCUCUGACACCUCAGUGUUACGAUCCAGUACGUUUGUGGUUUUGUGCUGCAAGCACCAACUGCCAAUAGAUUCACUCAAAGGUGACCACAACAAAAAGCCAAUAGGUAAAUAAUGCUGCACCUUUGUUAAACUUAAGCAAAUUGUGUUUGCACUAUUAUCAUCUGACUGCAUUUACUUUUUCGUCUUUCUCUGUCUGUUUUAGAUCAGAAAUUGCUCUGAAAUACAUUACUGCUUUACAAUCUGUUUCUUGUGCACUUGAUCUCAAACAAUCCUGCCUUUUUAUUUCUUCUAGAUUCAAUCACUCAGCAUACAGUAUGUCCUAUGGAAAACUACAUUUUUCAGCUGUGAGCUAACUCAAGAGCUUCCAUAUGGCUGUAAGGAAACAAGCCCACUUUGGCCUCAACAGCUAAGCUGUGAAUAAAAUUUCUAAGAGAAUGCUAACUUCGUAUUUAUAAAAAUGUUUUUAUAUUUUUAUUAUUUCUGAAA